This is a messenger RNA of Bombina bombina (fire-bellied toad), 2742 nucleotides long. It is a transcript of the gene SRRD, whose product is annotated as SRR1 domain containing. Lineage: Eukaryota; Metazoa; Chordata; Amphibia; Anura; Bombinatoridae. Gene Ontology annotation, biological process: microtubule-based process. Bases 123 to 1025 code for a protein of 300 amino acids. The transcript is spliced from 8 exons. Gene Ontology annotation, cellular component: nucleus; cytoplasm. The record is from RefSeq and is a predicted model, not a curated record.
UGGAACGCAUAAUGACCAUACGAGACAUGUGGUGGAACGCAAGGGUCUAGAAGCUGUGAAAUUCCAACUGUUCAGCCUAGGUACUAUUUUCUAUUUAGUGCAUUGCUUAUGUUCCUUGCAAUAUGGAAUCAAGUGAUUGGCAGAUGGUCAAGAAGAAGAAGGCCUGUAGGAAAUCGCCCAGGAGAAAGGAACCUCUCGGUUGUGCAGUUGAUCUGCUGUUUCCUCAGCUUCACAUCUCUGAUCCCAUACAAGAUUUAAGUAAAGUUACAAAAAGAAUUAAUGAAACCAUGGAGAGCCUGAAAGUGUCGGAAUUUUGGAAUUCUUUUCAAAAUUGUCUUCAGCAAUGUCCAUACAUUCUGCCUGUCCCAUCAGAUGAAUGUAAAGAAAAUGAACACAAUAAGACAACACACAAAGAUGAAAGGUGCACAUCGAGGCAAAACCUAGACAUUGUCUGUUAUGGUCUUGGGAAUUUUUCCUCUUGUGUAAUCUCUUUACACCAACUGGCUUUAUUACUUUUGUUACUGGAAAGGCUACAGAUACCAAAGUGCCAGUCCUAUAUUUUCGAUCCACUGUUUACUGUAUUGGAGAUUUCUGUCCUUCAGAAGUUUGGAUUAACUGUUGUUUCAGAAAAUGAGGAGGGAAAGUAUAAAGUUUGUAGACAUACAGUGUUCUAUAUGCCGCAUUGUGGGAAGGCACUCUACAAUAAUCUGCUAUGGAGAAACUGGUUACAGAACUCAUUGUCCAACAUUAUCAUAAUUGGCAACAGUUUUAAGGGAAUUGAAGAAAGAUUAUUGUCCAGAAUCCUGCAGAGAGACUAUGUAUAUAUUCAGAUGAGCCUACAAGUUGUAGAAGAAAUGGCUUUCCCUGAAUACCCCGAGUACAACGACAUAUUCAAUGACACUUCCAUUCAUUGGUUCCCUUUAGAGAAACUAGAGACAUUACCCAGUAAAGCAUGGGAGCUUCAGAAUGAGCCAAGUUACCAGGGGUGUGAAGAUGUGGAGAUUAUCCAGAACAAGAAGAGGUAGCAAUGCAGGAAUUCUAUACUCUAUUUUGAUGGACAUAAAUAACUUGUGAGGAAAUAAGAAAGAUUUCAAAAGACAAACAAACCAAUUGCUCUUUGCAGAUAUAAAAUGGGGGAUUCAAGCACAUUAAACUAUAUAGUGCAGUGCAUGAAGUCUUAGAACUCCAAUACAGUAACACAGUGUAUAGUGUCAGACAGGCACAGUCCCGGUACCAGUUUAAGAAAGAUUUCUCUUUUCAAAUCAACAAACAUUUUUUUCAGCAAAGGUUUUAUGUAUUUGGAGAAUUUGAAAACCUGUUUAUCUCAGAAAAUGCACUCUUGAUUGAUGCUUAAUAUCACUGGCAUUUGCUCAGCUGCAGUCUUGUAAUAGUGAAUAAAGCUCAGUGACACAUCUCAUACUAGUUUGCCUGUGGAUAAGGCAUUUGAUUGGUAAAUGUCUAUGCUCGUUAUUACUAUUAUGACUAGUACAUCUCGGUUCUCCGAUAACUAAAAAAUGGAACUUUAAACUAAAACUGGCAAAUACCAGUUUCCUCAGAGAUCCGAAGCAUUUUUUUUCAAAGCAGGAUUGACAAAAACGCAGAUCACUACAAAGGUAACUUUAUUAAAGGGACAAUGUACCUUAAAUUUUCCUCCUCUUUAAUUUGUUCCCAAUGAUCCAUUAUUUAUCCAAUGUACCUGUUGUAGUGUAUUAAAUUGUUUAAAAAUUACUAAUUUACCUUUAUUUCUGUAUUUGAAAUUGCUGAUUUUGCCUGUGGUAUUCAUGCCUAUACUGGAAGUUUCUAUGCUUAAAGGGACAAUAAACCCAAAAAAAUCUUUCAUGAUUCAGAUAGAGAAUACAAUUUUUAAAAAGUUUCCAAUAAACUUUUAUUAUCAAAUUUAUUUAAUUCUCAUGUUAUUCUUUGUUGAAGGGAUACCUAGGUAGGUAGCGUGCAAACGCCUGAAGCACUACAUGACAGGAAAUAGUGCUGCCAUCAAGUGCUCCUGCUAAUGUAUAACAUUGUUGCAAAACUGCUGCUAUAUAGUGCUGCAGACACGUGCACACUCUUGAGCUUACAUUUCUGCUUUUCAACGAAUGAUAACUAGAAAACGAAGAAAAUGUGAUAAUAGAAGUAUAUUAGAAAGUUGUUUAAAACUUUAUGUUCUAUCUAAAUCAUGAACGAAAAUGUUUGGGUUUUAUGUCCCUUUAAGUAUUGUGUAUAGAAAAGCUGUGUAAACAUAGCCAGCAGAAAAAAAUUACACUCCCAGUUGGGGUUAGGAGAGAUAAGUAGUAAAAUGUUGACAUUUCAGUUGUUCUUUUUAAGUAUUGGGCUUUGGUUUACAGACAAAGAUAAUAUAAAGAAGCAUGUGUGUGUACAGAAAGUGAUAAGAUAAGGAGAUCUUAUUUACCUGCAAUUUCAACCCAUUUGAAUGGGUUGUGGUUCCAAAGAACAAAAUCAGCUAUUUCAUAUACAUACAUUUUAUUCUCUGCAGCUGGUAUAACAAGUCAUUGAAAACACCUUAAGUACAUUGUACUUUUUAUGUUUUUCCUUUUUAAAAAUGUAUUAAUUCAAAGGCAGGAACAAUCUUAUAAAUAUACUCUUAUGGCUGAAUCAUAUUUUUGUGAAAUUAAAAAUGUAGUAUUGGUUUAUUGAAAUGUUAUAUUGAAACAUUUUAUUAUAUCAGGUAAUGCUGGGAGAGAGUUAAACUAAUUUUAAAUAUAAUAAAGAUGCCUAAUAAACAUA